GGAGAAGAAACAGGGUGACCAAGUACAACAUCAGAUUUUAUAGAAAUCAAGAAUUAAAUUAGCUAAGAAAAACUAUAAUUUAAAUUCCCCGACAUAGUAGGUUUCGGAAAUCAAUAUUAAAUUAUAGUAUUAAAAAAUUUAAUGAAAUAUUUUCCUAAAGAGCUUCAACAAGACGAAAAUGCCGGGAUUUUAUCUUCUUUAAGAAAUUGGGCAUUUCAUUGUGAAUGAUUUUUAUAUUACUGUAUGUAAAUUUCUCUUAAGAAAGGGCUCAAGAUGGCAGGCUGCUGCUUCCCCGUUAAGCUUGAGCGCCCUUUCAGAAGUUCAUCCUCUAAAAAACUCAACAAGAUUUCCUCAGAUAAAGGGUCGUCCAAGGAUCUUGUUUCAACCAUGAAGGGACCGGAAUCGGAGAAGAAUUCGCGGAUUGUUUGUUUUGGAGAGAUGUUGAUCGAUUUUGUCCCGAAUACUGCUGGAGUUUCUCUGGCUGAAGCACCUGGUUUUCAGAAGGCUCCGGGCGGAGCCCCUGCGAAUGUUGCUGUUGGAAUUGCAAAAUUAGGAGGGAAUGCGGCUUUUAUCGGCAAGGUUGGGGAUGAUGAAUUCGGACACAUGCUGGCUGAUAUUCUGAAGCAAAAUAAUGUGGAUAACUCUGGCAUGCGAUUCGACUCGCACGCCAGGACUGCGUUGGCUUUUGUGACUCUGAGAGCGGAUGGUGAACGCGAAUUCAUGUUUUACCGUAAUCCUAGUGCUGAUAUGCUGCUGAAAGAAACAGAGCUUGAUCAGAAUCUGAUAAACAAGGCAAGCGUAUUUCACUACGGAUCAAUAAGUUUAAUUCAUGAGCCUUGUAAAUCUGCUCAUCUUGCUGCAUUGGAUAUUGCAAAGAAAGCGGGUUGUAUUCUCUCAUAUGAUCCGAAUUUGAGAUUGCCACUAUGGCCAUCAGCAGAAGCUGCUCGUAAAGGAAUCAUGAGCAUAUGGAAAGAAGCUGAUAUUAUUAAGGUAAGUGAGGAUGAAAUUGAAUUUUUAACGGAAGGUGAUAAUCCAUUUGAUGAUAAAGUGGUAUUGGAGAAGCUUUUUCAUCCCAAUCUCAAGCUCUUACUUGUCACCGAAGGCUCAGCUGGUUGCCGAUAUUAUACUAAGGCAUUCAAGGGUAGAGUUGCUGGCGUUCAAGUUAAUGCAGUUGAUACAACUGGUGCAGGAGAUGCUUUUGUUGGGGGAAUAUUGAAUAAAUUGGCCUCAGACCUCAAUCUCUUUAAGGAUGAAAACAAGUUGUGGGAAGCUCUCAAAUUUGCGAACGCUUGUGGAGCCAUCACAGUUAGGGAAAGAGGAGCCAUUCCGGCUCUGCCCACAAAAGAAGCAGUUCUUGAAAUUUUGUCAAAAGAAACUGCCGCUUAACCCGCAAGAUUUGGUUAGUCAUUAUACACUAACCAGUCGCAUAUAUUUGUACUUCCUCUCAAUAUUCAUGUGUAUGCUUGAAAGUUGAAACUGCUCCUUAAAAUGAUUUUAUUUUCUCA
This is a messenger RNA of Mercurialis annua (annual mercury), 1505 nucleotides long. RefSeq names its product probable fructokinase-7. The coding region runs from base 274 to 1386 and encodes 370 amino acids. The transcript has 7 exons. The record is from RefSeq and is a predicted model, not a curated record. Gene Ontology annotation, molecular function: fructokinase activity. Gene Ontology annotation, biological process: fructose metabolic process. Lineage: Eukaryota; Viridiplantae; Streptophyta; Magnoliopsida; Malpighiales; Euphorbiaceae. Gene Ontology annotation, cellular component: cytosol.